AUGAAAAAUGGAGAGCUGACAAGGCAAGUAGCCAUCACGGUGGAUGGACCUCUACCAGGCUUCCUGAAGCUGGGCAGCUGGGGGACUUUUUACAUGAGACCUUUCAGCCGAGAACCCUUAAGAUGUUUCAGGUGCCAACGUUUCGGCCACCACCGCGCCAGCUGCACUCUCCCCAGCAGAUGUGGGGUAUGCGCAGGCCAGCACGAAACGGAGGAGUGUAUCAACAAACACAAAGCCGGUGAACAGACGACAGCAAAGUGCCCCAACUGCCAGCAAAGCCACCAUGCGUGGAACAAAAACUGCGGCACCAGACAAGGCCUCGUCACGACCCAGAAGGAGGCACAUAAAACGUGGAUGGUGAAGCACAGGCCUUCCUUGGCGAACAGCCCAGCCUUUCAAAACGGACCAGCACUUGCUGCCACUUCCACCUGGGGGGGCAAGAAAAUGAUUCAGCCAGAAGAGGAGGAGGAAGCACUGAUGCCACCAGCGACCGAGUUCCCUGCCCUAGGACAAGCUGCAGCUCAGCCAAGAUCAGGCAGUCGCCCCAGGCAACGCGUCCAAAUGCAACAAUCCAAAGCUCGACAAGCCACCCCACCGCCUCCACAGAAACAAGAACUGAAAGAUAUGUUCCAAACCUUUGUCACGGCCAUAGUCACCAUGAUUGGCAAGCAGGUGCCACAAGAGGAGCUGGCAAAGAUGGCAGACAAAGUGGUCAACAAGCUGGCAAUUCCACCACACACCCAGACGCGACCACGCCCCACCCACAGGCCCUCGAACCCAACACCAACCGAGAACAACAAAGGCGCAACACCAGCGUGCGCUCAGAUAGAGAGGGAGAAGACAGCACUCGGCAUCACAGAAGGACAGGAAACCUUGCUACCAGGAAACGCCACAAUAAGAUUCGCUGGCUACACAGCUUACCACUCACACUUUGCAGAAGGGCAGUCCCGGGGAUGCAGCAUCCUUGUAAAAACAUCCAUUGAGAGUAAACUUAUUGAACAUCCGAUUCACUGUGGGGAAGGAGUGGAGGUAAUAGGAGUAACAGUGAAGCUAAAGGGCAGAGAAAUCACCGUGUAUAAUCUCUAUAGCGCACCACACAACCCAGGGCUUGACGUCAGCGAGCUACUGGCCCUCUGCACCACCACGCCAACAAUCAUCGGAGGGGAUUUAAACGCUCACCACGAAAUAUUAGGGUCGAGGAGCAGGAAUAACAGACGUGGACACCAUCUAGCAGCAGUCAUGCAGAAUGUUCCUGAAGCUUGCAUCAUGAACACCUAUGAACCAACACACAUUGAUGGAGGGGUCCUGGACCUCACAUGGGUGUCACACCAUCUUCACACGGGAUCUUCCUGGAGCAUUCAUGACCACCUACCUAGUGACCACUUCGCCACGAUCACGACCAUCCCAUGCCCGCUCACUCCCAUGCAGCCAUCACCACCACGCUGGAAUAUCACCAAGGCGGACUGGGACAAAUUUCAAAAAGCCUUCACAACCUUUUACGAGAAUAGAGAAAUACCACAAACCAUUCAGGAAGCUGAGGAAGAGCUUACUCUGGCCUUCCAAACAGCUGCCAAUCAGGCGAUUCCACUCUGCAAACACACUGAUAGAAAACACAAAGACUGGUGGUUCUAUGACUUGAAUACGAGAAUACAACAAUCGAAUCAAUCAAGCGAGAAAAUUACACAGAAGACACAACACAGAGGCUACAAAGGACCUCCUCAGGGCAGCACUACGAACAGCAAAAGAAGGCACUAA
Portunus trituberculatus (swimming crab) is the source of this 1755-nucleotide messenger RNA. RefSeq lists its product as uncharacterized. The transcript is spliced from 2 exons. The record is from RefSeq and is a predicted model, not a curated record. The coding region runs from base 1 to 1755 and encodes 584 amino acids. Gene Ontology annotation, molecular function: catalytic activity. NCBI's taxonomy places the organism in Eukaryota, Metazoa, Arthropoda, Malacostraca, Decapoda, Portunidae.